Molecule: messenger RNA, 1421 nt
Organism: Dothidotthia symphoricarpi CBS 119687
Lineage: Eukaryota; Fungi; Ascomycota; Dothideomycetes; Pleosporales; Dothidotthiaceae
Exons: 2
Coding region: 81-1160 (359 amino acids)
Molecular function (GO): protein binding
Source: RefSeq, a predicted model, not a curated record
AGGCUUAAGUCUCAUAACCAUUGCCUACGAAGCUUCAUAGUAGUCAGGUUGUCAAGGCUCAUAUAUAUCAUAGGUUACUCAUGGAGACCGACAUCACCCUCGAAUUCGGCACGAAACUUGAGAACAAGCGAACCAUCCACCUGGAGCUACUUUGCUGCCACAGCACCGUAGCCCGGCAACAGUUCGAGAAAGCAAAGCAGCUACGGGACGUCUAUAACUUCGCCAACGACAUGCGGCGGCAGCUGAAGGUCUUUACAGCGUCGGCAAUGUCGUCUAACUUCUUCGAGGUGCAUCACAAGGAGGACAAGUGCAUCGUCCAGAUUGUUCGCAUCUACAAUGAGUACCCUCUCAAGAAACACGUCGACGCCAUUAAAGCCCUCGUCGAUAAUUUCGCGGAGGAGCAACACACAAAGACGAACAUCAAGGGAAAUCAAGCAACGAUAGCCGCCAGAAAGAAAGAGUUCAAAGAUAGCGACAUCCUCGCACGCCUUAACUCCCUCGACCCAAAAGCUAUAUAUCAACUUACCCAGUCGCUAUUCGCCAUGCUCCGCCGCAUCAAACUCGCAGAGUUCGAAAACGCGAAGCAAGCCCCCGUCAAAGCCGCAGCCCAACAUCGCAUCAUCGUCCCAGACACCGACGGCAAAGCAGUCAGGUCUCUCAUGCACUGGAUGUACCAAGGAAGCCUAUAUUACGAGGACGCCGAGAAUCUCUACGGCACCCUAUUGCUCGCGAUCAGACUUGGCGUCGAGCAGUUGACGCAGACAUGUUUGUCCAAGCUCGCAAACGACACGCAAGAUGCCAUUGCCCAGGCGUAUUCGUGCGGCUCGUCGCUCCAGAUCCUCCUCGGCUACGACUUGGUUGAUGACGAGCAGGACGCUGCUUCUGCGAACAACGUAGUCCAGGUCGUCUUCGGACACGUGCUGAAAGACCCUGAGCCUCCUGCUAGACUCUUCAAACUGGUCGUUGGUGCCUUGGCUAUCAAUAUGGAUUCGGAACUUUGGGCGCAGCUGAAGGACGUCGUCGGCCAUGGUCUCGCUCUGCGGCUUGUUGAGGCGAUGCUUGUUCUUCGCCAGACGGAUGGCGGGGGCGUGAAGCUCGAGUGUGAGCUUCUCGCCAUCGAGGGUUUGCCGGCAGGUCAUAACACGCAUAUGGGGGGUUGACUGAUCUGCAUGGUCUUACUCAAAAUUAGAGUCGCGAUAUUAGGAGAAAGAUAUACAGGUGCACAUGGUCUUCUCAAACGGGUUCAGCGGUAUUUCCCACUUUCCCCAUCUGCGAUAAUCGAGACGGCACUUCAUCUACACUCCAUGGCCAGCGUUCCCCGCGCUUUCCCAAAAAUGCAUUUUCUUUUCUUCUCGAUCGUCAGAUAGUCUACAGUUUUCCAUUCUCACUAUUAUCUCAAUACUAAAUCACAAACCAUAGUC